GGCUCCCGUCUGCGAAGCUUUCCAUCUUCACAGGCGGCCUAUGAUUCAGUACCAGGGCACUUGACAGUUCCAGCAAGCACAUUCUCCAUCUCACAAUCAUGUCUGCUACCAAUUACGUGUCUCCCACGUCUUCAACAUCAACGCCAACAUGGCACCACUUCGAGCGCAAAGUCGACGAAGUUAAGCCGUCCAAGACUGAUAUGAACAGAUUGGUUAUGGACUACCUAGUCACAAAUGGCUACCCAGCUGCAGCGCAGAAAUUUGCGCUCGAAGCCAAUAUUGAGCCAGUGGACGUCGAAUCAAUCCGGGAGCGGGUUGAAAUUCGGACGGCCAUCUACUCCGGGAACAUCCAGGCUGCAAUUGAAAAAAUCAACGAACUCAAUCCUCAGAUUCUAGAUGAAAACCCGUCGCUGCAUUUUUCGCUACUUCGUUUGCAGCUUGUGGAGUUGAUACGCUCCUGCUCGGUUAACCCUGAUGGAGACAUCACCCCAGCUCUUGAGUUUGCUACUUCCCAGCUCGCACCCAGGGCACCAACAAACCCCCAGUUCCUUGAAGACCUUGAGAAGACGCUUGCGCUUCUCAUAUACCCCAAGGAGAACCUAACACCAUCUCUAGCUCCACUUCUCCAUUCCGAUUUACGUAGGGACAUUUAUGCUAAGGUCAACGCAGCUAUCCUGCAAGACCAAGGUGCUCGUACAGAAGCUCUUUUGUGCGACUUCGCCAGGUUGUACGCUUGGGCGGAGCAAAAGGCCCGAGAGGCUAAGAAGGAUAUCCCUGACAAGCUGGAUCUUGGGCUUGGGGAAUCCAACAAUAGUAAUUCUACCCUGGACAACACGGCGAAUGCCCCCCAGCUUGGCGCCUCUAACGAUACUGUAAUGACCAACAACGGAGACGUUGAUUCGAUGAUCUCAUGA
Molecule: messenger RNA, 914 nt
Organism: Aspergillus nidulans FGSC A4
Lineage: Eukaryota; Fungi; Ascomycota; Eurotiomycetes; Eurotiales; Aspergillaceae
Exons: 4
Coding region: 99-914 (271 amino acids)
Biological process (GO): negative regulation of gluconeogenesis
Source: RefSeq, a predicted model, not a curated record